AUGUCGCCGCGCACCGUAGGUCUAGCAGAGGCUGUGCGUGUCCCGCCGCUGGCGGCCAGCGGUAGAGGGGACAGGUCCUCAGGCGGCGCCGCCUGGGGCCAGCAAGGAGGGGCGGGGGGGGGCGGGGCGGGGGCGGGGGCGGGCGCUCUUAGCAGCUGCCAGUCCAGACCGCUGGGGAUGCGCGCCUCCCCCCACUACGAACCGGCAAUAAGAGAUAGGUUGGAACGGCUCCUGAAUGCAACACUCGUCGAGGAAAAAUUUAUGAACCGCGGCAUGAAAAUCUACCACAAGUCUACUUUUUCAUCCCAAAUGAAGAAUCGUUCACACCUGGGCCAAAUAGGAAUCUUCACUGACACAGGUGGUACCUCAACUGAAAAACUGGGGCUAGAUCCCACUCUUAUUCUCAGAUUAACAGAAGGUGCAGACACAAAAAGGACUGUCCAUGAAUUUAUUAAUGACCAGAGAGACAGAUCUAUGCUCGAGUAUGCUCUGUCAACCAAAAGAAACACAAUUCAAAAGUUUGAAAAACACGUAACAAUGAAGGAAAGACAACUCAUGAAAGCAGAAAAAAAGCUCAAAGAAGACGCAGUGGCCUUUGAAGAGUUCCUUCGAGAAAACGACCAGAGAUCUGUGGAUGCUCUUAAAAUUGCAGCGCAAGAAACUAUAAACAAACUCCAAAUGACAGCAGAGCUGAAGAAGGCGAGUAUGGAGAUACAGUUGAUGAAAAGUGAAAUAGCAAAAACAGAAUUCCUCCUUAAAGAGUACAUGAACUAUGGAUUUUUUCUGCUGAAAUUGUCUUCAAAACAAUGGCAAAUCCAGCAAGCAAUGAAAAGGGUGUCAAAGAAUAAAGAAAAUGUGAAUGUCAUGCUUCCAAGUAUAAUGACAAGCAGCUCCAGCCAAGCUGAAAGUAUCAGUUCAGAAGACAGUUUGGAAUUCUUUUUAGAUGAUGAUAUGGACUAUGAGCUGGAGCCAGAACUUUAUUUCAAAGAACCCGAAGAGUUACUUCAGGUCCUCACACAGCUGGAAGAGCAGAAUCUCACUUUGGUACAAUACUCCCAAGAUGUAGAUGAAAAUCUUGAAGAUGUAAAUAAAAGAGAAAAACUUAUAUAGGAUAAAAUAAAUACCAACAUAGAGUUUCUUUUGGAACACAAGGAAAUGCUUAAGGCUAACUGUGUAAGAGAAGAGGAAAAAGCAGCAGAACUGGAAUUAAGGUCCAGGCUAUUUAGUUUUGGAGAAUGUAAUUCAGAUGCUCAGGAAAAACUGAUAGACUCUCUUAGUAAAAAAAUUAAUCAAGUAUACAAAGUCUGCAUUGGAGAUGCAGAGGUUGGCAGCCUCAACCCAGUUCAAGAGCUGGUAAAAGUGUCUCGCCUGGUGGAACUGAGUGAUCUCAUUGAAUCCAUUCCCAAAGAAAACAUGGAGGCAACUGAGAGGAUGAAACAAAGAACAACGGCAAAAGUACAGUUGCGUGAAGAGAAAGCGAAAGAAAAACAAAAACACCAGGAGGAAAGGCUAAAAGCUGCUCUGCAAACAGCAGUAGCACAACCAAAGAAAAAGCUGGGAAGACAACUUAUCUACCGCUCAAAACCUCCAUCUGGUAACAAACGUGAACUACUUUUAGUCAAGGAUACAAGAACAAAAUCACUGGAGGAAGAAUAUUUUUUCACUUGA
Lipotes vexillifer (Yangtze River dolphin) is the source of this 1668-nucleotide messenger RNA. RefSeq names its product coiled-coil domain containing 38 (gene CCDC38). Gene Ontology annotation, cellular component: centrosome. The record is from RefSeq and is a predicted model, not a curated record. NCBI's taxonomy places the organism in Eukaryota, Metazoa, Chordata, Mammalia, Artiodactyla, Lipotidae.